AUGGCAGACUCCCAGCUUGUUAGUCUGGAGGCCUUUCUCCUGGCUCAUCCAAGUAUUAAAUACACAGCACCCUCGUCAUCAGAGUUCUCCGCCGUGUGUAAGGUAUGGAAUAUGGCCCGUCCAGACACCCCGCUUGCCGUUGUCCAUCCCCAGAGCGCAGAGGAUGUGAGUGUUUUGGUGCAAUUCGCCAAGGCCAACGGACUCAAAUUCACCAUCCGCGUCGGCGGCCACAACAUGGAAGGCCGGGCCAUUGUAGAUGGCACCCUCGUAAUCGAUCUUCGGGCGCUUACGGGGGUCAGGAUAGCUGAAGAUCGCCAAUCGGCUACAGUAGAAGGAGGAAUUCUUCAAGGAGAGCUCGGCACAAAAUUGUGGGCCGAAGGACUUGCCACGCCCACGGGGUCAAUACCCGGCGUUGGCUACGUCGGGUGGGCAAUGUAUGGAGGAUAUGGACCCUUCUCGUCACACUGGGGACUGGGGGUUGAUCAGAUUCUUGGUGCAACGAUUGUGAAUCAUGAUGGGGAGAUUAUUGAGGCGGACAAGAAGCUCUUGAAGGGCAUUCGUGGGGCGGGAGGGGUGUUCGGUGUUAUUGUUGAUCUGACUAUCAAGGUGUAUCCACUCAGAAAUGUAAGUGGUCAUAAAUAUCACUUUGGUGAAUCGAUAGGUGCUGAAUCUCAUCUAGUUUCUGGCUGGUGCAAUCCUGUUUGA
Molecule: messenger RNA, 705 nt
Organism: Aspergillus oryzae RIB40
Lineage: Eukaryota; Fungi; Ascomycota; Eurotiomycetes; Eurotiales; Aspergillaceae
Product: FAD-binding oxidoreductase
Exons: 1
Coding region: 1-705 (234 amino acids)
Molecular function (GO): FAD binding
Source: RefSeq, a predicted model, not a curated record